GUUUUGAUUCGAGGCCGUGUCUCCUGAUUGUUAAUUAAUAAUUAUCCAUCUCUUUUCUUUCUUUCUGCUCUUCUUGGAACUGCAGAAGAAAACAAAAGGCCCGGAAAAUCAAAACCAUAAAUAGCUUCAGAGGAAAACGAGAAUGGCGGUCCAACAGGCAUCACCUCCACCAGACAACUCCAUAAGCUACCUCAUCCUCCUAUUCCUCCGCCAUCUUCUCCCCUCUCCUCAUCCCAAAAUUCUUCCUCCCCCACCUCUACUCCUCUCCCUCUCGCUCUCUGAAAUUCAAGAAACAGAAAUAACGGGAAAAAGAGAUUGAUUUGUUGUUGCAGACCCACCAAGAAUCAAGCGGACGGAGCUCAGUGCCGUAACUCUUUCGGCGGCGAGGGGAAGGAAGACGCGAUAGUUCUGCCGUGUAUUUGGUUCCUCUUCUUUCUCUCUUUACAUCUCUGCAUUCGCUUCAUUCCGCAUGAUUGCGUCUUUUCAGUUUCUGGGUUCCACACAGAAACCGAUUCUGCAAUCUGGGUUUCCGUUGGUUUCCCGUGUUGGUUCACUGGAACGCCAUUGAAUUUUCGUCUGAGAGAAUUUUUCAGCUCGCCGGAGGGAAAUAACCGGCCGUCGUCUUCUUCCGGAGAUUGCAAUAUUAGGGGUGCUUUUAUUCAUUCCCCCCUUUCCGAUGGGCGAAUACAGACACGGGGGCUCGUCAAUUGGGUUCGCCGCGAGAAAGCUCCUAUUCUGCGUAUUCCCGUUUGUCUCCGCCGUGCUCAUGCUCUCAUGGUUCUUCGUCCUCCGCUCCUCCACCGCCCGCCCAAGCUUCCUCGACCGCGCAUUUUUACCGACGGUCACCACUCUCUCCGUCGUUAAAAGCGACAUCCCCCUCCACCAACAGCUCUCCACUCCUAGCUCCAUCUCCACCAGGACUCGCGCAAUCCUCGUCGACGACACCGAGCCCACAAAACCAGAAAAAAUCAACAACAUCGUCGCCGCCACCACCGCCAAUCUUGACGCCGGACCCAAGCCCGUGAAUGAUAACAAGCCCACAGCUGCAGAAGAAGAAGCAAUAAUAAGACCCGAAACCAGAGCUGCUAGUGUCAAUGGUGAUGUGAAUUGCAAUGGCGAAAGAAGCCUCGUCAACACCAAACCGCAGCAGCAACAACCACAAUUGAAGGUUUUCAUGUACGAUAUGCCUCCAGAGUUCCACUUCGAGCUAUUGGGUUGGAAGCCUGAACCGGGUCGGGUAUGGCCCGACAUAAAAACCCACAUACCCGGGUACCCAGGCGGACUCAAUCUGCAGCACAGCAUCGAAUACUGGCUUACAUUGGACCUUCUGGCUUCUGAAGUCCCUCAGAUUCCUCGAGCCGGUAGUGCAAUUCGAGUCCGGAAUUCGAGCGAAGCCGACAUCAUAUUCGUGCCCUUCUUCUCUUCCCUGAGCUACAACCGGUACUCGAAGCUGAACCCGCACCAGAAGAAGAGCAGGAACAAUGAGUUGCAGGACAAAGUGGUGAAGUACCUCACUUCACAGCCGGAGUGGAAAAGGUCCGGCGGGAGGGAUCAUCUGGUGAUGGCUCACCACCCGAAUAGUAUGCUGAGCGCAAGGAUGAAGCUGUGGCCGGCGAUGUUUGUGUUGUCGGAUUUCGGCAGGUAUCCGCCCAAUGUGGCGAAUGUGGACAAGGAUGUGAUUGCGCCUUACAAGCAUAUCAUUAAGAGCUAUGUCAAUGACAGCUCGGAGUAUGACACCAGACCAACUCUGCUCUACUUCCAGGGUGCCAUUUACAGGAAAGAUGGUGGACUGGCUAGGCAAGAGCUGUUCUACCUGUUGAAGGACGAAAAAGACGUGCACUUCCAGUUCGGCAGCGUGAAGAAAGACGGCAUCCACAAGGCCUCCCGAGGCAUGCACUCAUCCAAGUUCUGCCUCAACAUAGCCGGGGACACACCCUCGUCGAACCGCCUCUUCGACGCCAUCGCCAGCCACUGCGUCCCCGUGAUCAUCAGCGACGAGAUCGAGCUCCCCUACGAGGACGUCCUGGACUACUCCGAGUUCUGCGUGUUUGUCAAGACCUCCGACGCGGUGAAGGACAAGUUCUUGAUCAACUUCAUCAGGAGCAUCAAGAAGGAAGAGUGGACGAGAAUGUGGACGAGGUUGAAGGAAGUCGAGCACUUCUUCCAGUUCCAGUACCCUUCGGUGGAAGGCGAUGCUGUGCAGAUGAUAUGGCAGGCCGUGGGGAGGAAGGUUCCAGGCGUGAGGAUGAAGAUAAACAGGGCGAGGAGAUACUCGCGGUUUGCUGUUACUGAUACUCAUAGAGGUGGCCGUGGUGGUGGAGGGUCCAGGCAUCAUAUACACACGCCUAAGAACUUUUGGUGAACAGUGAACAGUGAAGUUGAUUAGAGCAAUUGUUUUUCUUUCGUUCUGUUGUGUUAACAUCUGUGACAUAGAAUUGAGACUGUGGGAAGAGAAACUGGCAUUACUGUAACAUUAGGAGAUGAUACACAAUUUUUGUCAUUAAUGGGAAAUGGAGAUACUACUACUCUGCAGAUCUUUCUAACUGCAGUAACAAAAGGGGGGAUUUCGGAUGGAAGGGAAAAGAGAGGCUUGGAC
This is a messenger RNA of Linum tenue, 2596 nucleotides long. The record is from the annotation of a GenBank genome assembly. Lineage: Eukaryota; Viridiplantae; Streptophyta; Magnoliopsida; Malpighiales; Linaceae.